GAGUCCAUAUAUGCCGAGAGGAACCCUCGUGCCGCUUUAUUUCUUCUUCCCCUUUCGUUCAGCUGUUCGAUCGAUUGAAUCAAUUGUAUUUCAGUAAUUGUUUGCUUUUUGUUUUUUCUCUUCCUCUUCUUCUUCGAUCGAAGCAUGCGCUCGAUCUGGGUUUUCUGGUCUCGGUUCGGGUUCUGGAUAAGCGAUUAGAGGCGAGAUGGGUUCUAGGAAUGAGAAGGGCAACGACGAGCCGUGGAAGGAGAGGGAGCGCGCGACGAGGGCUUGGCACGUCGCUCUCUUCGGAUUGGUCGGCGUCACCGCCACUGGCCUCCUGGCUGGUCAGUUGCGCAAAACUACUGAAUGGGUAUACACUCAGUUGAGCAGAUUACGGUCCACUUCAACCUGGAGCAAUUCAACAAGUAGUUCAAGGCAUGAAGGGUCCAGACAAGAAGCUUGGAAAAGAUAUUACCGUAUUAGAAUGCAAGAGGAAUAUGAGGAUGAGAGGGAGAGAGUUGCUGGUGAGUUGCGCAAAACUGCUGAAUGGGUAUACACUCAGUUGAGUAGAUUACGGUUCACUUCAACCUGGAGCAAUUCAACAAGUAGUUCAAGUCAUGAAGGUUCCAAGCAAGAAGCUUGGAAAAGAUAUUACCGUAGAAUGCAAGAGGAAUACGAUGAUGAGAGGGAGAGAGUUGAGCGUAUAAGACAAAUGCAAAGUGUAUUUAACAGGGGGCGAAAUAAGCAUAAGACCUACAGGAGUUGGACCGACAAUGACCCUGGCAAGUACCAGUAUAUACCACGUGAAGAUUGGUACUACGAGACAAGUACAUCUCGCAGUGACCAUAAAAGUAGUUACAAAUCCACCCCAAAUUACAGGGGACAUUACACAAUGUCCCAUCAUUACACAGUCUUAGGGCUUGACAGGACAAGAGCAGAGCCGUAUACUGAUGCUGAGGUAAAGUCUGCUUUCCGCACAAAAGCAAUGGAGCACCAUCCUGAUCAAAACCAAGAGAAUAGAGUGGCGGCGGAAGCAAAAUUUAAAGAAAUUAUGAUUUCCUAUGAAGCUAUAAAAUUGGAGAGGGAAAAUCAAAAGUGCUGAUAUAUAUAUACACUCAUGUGUGUAGAUAUUGGUCAUUUCAGAAUAAAUAAAUAUAUUCAGGAAUGCAUUUGCUUCGCAAACAGAAAAAAAAAAAAAAAAACAAAGCAAGCUGGGGAACGCUGAAACGGUUUGAGCACAGGAGCAUUGACCUUCCAUGGUGUUCUUCACAGUGAAAAUAGCAACUCAAGUUCAUUUCCUUGGAAGUGUUGAGCGUCAGCAAUUGUUUUUUCUUCCCUCUGGAAACUUGCUUUCCCUAAAUAUUUAUAGUGGCUGCAAACUGUUAUAUUCUGCUAUUUCUGCUAAAAUUCAUGUUCUAGUUGAUACUGUAUGAGUAUCAUUUACUGUAAAGUGAGCUGUUACGUAUAACUGAUGCCCAUCUGACAGUACAAUUUUUAUGGGAAAAUUAUCAUUUGAAUAA
Molecule: messenger RNA, 1502 nt
Organism: Zingiber officinale
Lineage: Eukaryota; Viridiplantae; Streptophyta; Magnoliopsida; Zingiberales; Zingiberaceae
Exons: 9
Coding region: 206-1084 (292 amino acids)
Source: RefSeq, a predicted model, not a curated record